Molecule: messenger RNA, 4486 nt
Organism: Engraulis encrasicolus (European anchovy)
Lineage: Eukaryota; Metazoa; Chordata; Actinopteri; Clupeiformes; Engraulidae
Gene: bmf2
Product: BCL2 modifying factor 2
Exons: 5
Coding region: 1-897 (298 amino acids)
Biological process (GO): apoptotic process; negative regulation of autophagy; positive regulation of apoptotic process
Cellular component (GO): myosin complex
Source: RefSeq, a predicted model, not a curated record
AUGACACAACACAACACAACACAACACAGAAAACUGGAGAUAGGAUGGCCACGGGGCGGGAUUUGUCCGGGCAAACUCGCGAAAAAAACAUUCGCCCCCCACAUCAGUUUAGGUUGGCAAGAGAGGUGGGAGUGCUACGCGAAGUGCCUUGAGCUGGCAACAUCUUUUCGGAUCAGGAUAAUUAUCAUCAAAAAGGUCAAAAUACCCCCCAUAACGGAGGACAACUUGUCAACUGGCGGGGGAUUACCGCUGAGGUUGCUGAUGGACGAUGAGGAGGAGGACAUGUUCAGGCCCAUCUCGCGCUGCUGGGGCUCCUCCCCUUUCGUGGACGUCACCUUCGAGGACCGCGCCACACAGACCAACAGCUCUGCCAUCGUGCUGCCCAGGAGAGCGGGUGGGGGUGGGGGUGGCAUGCUGUCCUGCCGGCUAGCACAGGAGCCCGGGCCCUUUCUACGAGGCAACGCUGGCUUUCGGUGGCAUUUCCCGGCGCUGUUCGAGCCCAGUCGGGGCCUGGGGCGCCUGAGGGCCCUGGAGGAGGACGUGCCGGAGGAGGAGGCCCCGAGGCCGCGGGAGGUGCGGAGGAGGAGGAGACGGGAGCAGGAGGAGGUCCAGGAGGAAGAGGAGGAGGAGGCACAGGGGGAAGAAGGCCCCCGAUUACGGCAGGAGCAGGCGCCGGGGGCAGAGGAGCGUGGUGGGGAGGCCCCCUUGAGCGUGGAGGCCCAGAUCGGCCGAAAGCUGCGGGACAUCGGGGACCACUUCAACCAGGAGCAGCUACAGCUGUUUGCCAGACACCAAAGAGAUCAUCUGCCGCUGUGGUGGCGAAUGGGGGCAGCGGUUUUCGGCUACCUGCUCCAGAGGGUAGACCUGGCCCCUGGGCACCAUGGCAACCCAAGAUGAGGGGGGCGGCUGCUGCAGGCGAGGGAGGAGGGGCGAGCGAACCCUUAACCCCACACUUUGGAGGGGGGGCCCCCAGAGGAGCAGCGUGCCCCUUGAGACUUUUUAAACCUUUCUGAUGGCACUGUAGAACGGAACAAUGGAUGAGAUGACUGAGUUCACAAGAAACGGACCAAGAGGAGGAAAGAAAGACGACAAGAUUUUGGGAAGGGAGGGGUGGAAGAGGGAGAGGGAGGGAGAGAGAGAGAGUGGUCACCGCGGGCCGGAGACUGGAUCUUUUCUUCUUUUUUUUUCUUUUUUAUUCUUUGGGUUGAUCUUUUUUUUGUUCAAAGAAGAAGCCAUUCUGUAUGAAGAACUAUUUUUAAUGAAAUAUAAAACUAAACGUAAGAUGAAGUAUUUUGUUCAGUAUGUUGAGACGUUUUCUCUUUUUUUAUUUGUUUGUUUGUUUUUUUAUGUGUUGAUCUUUAAGUACUUUUGAUAGUUCAGCUAUUGCCUUACUCCUUCCUACAGUGGAAUGAUGUUUGAAAAUGAAAACAACAAAAAAGGACAAAAACAAGAAAAAUGGCAACAUGACAAUGGAGAAAUGGAAGAAAGGGGAAAAGAAGGCAUGUUUGAGAUUCCGGGCGGAAACAUCUGAACAUUUCGGACAUGACCACAGUGCACUGUCAAAUAUGACUGUAGUCGUGUACGGUUCCUUGCUGGCUUAUUUGGAGUGGUUGCUCUUCUGUGGUACUAAAUUGUUCUUGAAGACGAAAGGUCAGUUUGACUCUCCUUGCCAGUGGCUGAUGACUGAGAUUUUUCCUUUCUGUUAUUUCUAUUGUCUUGACAGUGUGUCUUAAUCUGCCAGCGGUCUUUAAGCUUGGGUCCAUGUUGGACUUUUGAAGUCCUCAAUACCGCUGGCUCUAUGGUGUCGCAGGUGUAAUAUCCUGUAGCCUGUAGGUUGGGUUUUUUUACCGCACAAACUGGAAAGAUAAAAUUGUCUUCAGAGCCAUUUCCUGUCUCUUGUGGCCGUGACCAGCCUUUAUAACCACAAGAACUCUCUUGUAAAUUAUCACUGAUAAAAAAUGUGUUGGUUUUUUUCUGAAAAUGUUCUGUGAACAAUUUUUCUUACCUGAAAUGAAGCAGUUAAUGCAUUUUUUUGAAAUGUUGAUGAACAUGUACUGUGAGCACAAAAUAAUUUUGAGUAGAGAUAUAAAAAACAAAGCUAUUGAUAAAUCAAAUCAGACUCAACCUGUGGUGGUUUUAAAGGUGCUAAUGUUUGGUUAUGACACAGUUCGACCACUUUUAUACAUGUUCUCUUUUUAAAAAGACCUUGAACAAUCGAACCCGUGUACACAACUGAGUGUAUGUUGAGGAGGAUGAGGUUUCUUUUUUUGUCUUGUAUGAUUCUCAACAAACACUCUUUUUUAACAGGUCUAAUUGUCCCUGUAGUGAGGGCAUGAGUCUGCCCUGGUCCUCUGGAGCUUAUACUAGAUGGCUAUGAUGGAGGCAGUCUGGCGGUGGCUCCUUUUCAAAACCUUAAAAGAUCAAAUGCUGUUGCUGCAGUCAGAUGAGCACAAACCGUGGCAGAUUACCAUAAGAUGUAAAGAAUCGAUCUUUGAAUCGACUACUUUGCCUUAUUUGUGUAAUCUCUGCCCACAGUUCCUUAGUUUAGACAAGAGACCACUGUGGUGGAUGAGGGUACAGGUUUAGAGUUAAAUGAAAUUACAGAGAAGACCGUUUUAUGAAGAUUUCAGAAAACAGAAACAUGACAUUUAUAUUGAGAUAUUUUUUACAAAACUGAUUGAAAGCUUCUGCUAUGUUUUAGAUUCCUAUUCUUAGUUACUAUGAGUUUCCAAUAGUGUAAAACACAUGUCUAGAGUCAGAGACAUUAAAAAACAAAUAACAAUAGUAAACUUGCCUCUGUUAAAAAAAAACGAAAUAUCUCAGGGGGUUGGUUCAUUAAGACGUCGGAAGAAUUUCACUGUCCCAAACAUCCAGCUUUCUUUUUUUGUAAAGUCAAGACUGAAUGACAUUGAAUGAACACAGACAUUCAUAUCACCUUUUGACAGCAUUCAAGUAGUAAUUGCGUCAGUACAUUUUGGACAAUUUCAGAGGUUUAACAAACUCUAUAACAUUUCCUGUGGUAAUGCUGACAACACAGUCCUUCAACUGACGUGGUGUAGUCAGAUUGUUUUGGGUUUUUUCACCACACAUACUGCGUUCAUUCUUUUGUCACUCCUUCUCAGUCUCUUAUGUUUUUUUUUAUAUGAAUAUAUUAUUUGCCGGAAGUCAUUGACGUUUUUUAAAAAUAAUUUAUUCUAAUUUAUUUGGUGUUUAUUUACUCAGUGCUACAAUAUAUUCGGAUUAUUUCUGGACAUGUGCAGAUUCCGUGUGUGCAUUCAGUAUGGGUUACUUCAGUUUGGUGUGCCUCUUAAAACUGUGGGUCAGAGAAUAAUUAUAUAUAUCAAAAACAAACACCUGUAGACAAUCAAAAAAGACAUCAAAUGUGCCUUGUGUCCGGACGGCAGACCAGCAUCACAAUCAGCCUGACUCUGCAGUCGGCGUUCAGUGCGAGCCAGCACAAAUCUCAAGGCUUCGAGUGGGCAGAUACGAAUCAGUCAGGAAAAAUAGAAGAGAUGAGUUUAUUAUUAUGAUCUCCUUUCUGUCCAUUCUGACCCCUUGGUUUCUUUGGCCCACAGUCUCCUUGCCCCAAACUCACUGUAUGUACGUACUUAAUACCUGUUAAAAUCAACAGAAAACUGUCUGCAACAACUGUGCGCUGGAGUCUUUGACAAGACGUGUUGUUUUAUGCCCCAGCUAUCCUUACUUUCACACACCUCCGCAGUCAAAGCUUUGUGCAUGGGAGUGCUGGAUGACCUUAUUGCAACUCUGUGGCUCUUUUUUGGGGGGUACUGCACAUCUGACCCUCAGGACUGGUUUGUAGUCUUUGCCAUGUGGCUACAGAGAUUUAGUCGAGUUUUGUCUAGGCAGGAGAGUAAUAUGUUCAGUAUUAUCCUCUCGAGGGGUUCAGUUUGCGUUGUUUUUUUAGUGGGGUUUUUGUUUUUUCAAAAUUUCAUCAUCAAUAGUGAAUCGAAGUCAUACUUCCCUUUAAAAAGAUACAGGUUUCUGACAGCUUUUGGUGUCAAUUUUUGAAGACAAAACAAUUUGUCUUGUUUUUUUUCCCUAUUCCAUCUGGGGAACUUGAAGUUUCACUGUUUACAUUUAACUAAAAAACAAGAACAAGUUUUUUUAUGGGAAAAUUUGUACAAAACAUUUUGUAUAAAAAGAGAAAAAAACUAAAAUGAAAAAUGAAAAGGGGCUUUUCAGUCAGUCUGCUGUACUGUAUCUCACUUCAAAACAACUUUUUCUACUAAACUCAAAAUUGCAUGUGAAUAACUUCUGAAAUUUGAAUCUUAAAAGUUUUUUGAAUGUAAUGUGAUGGAAUCCAACCUGUAAUGCUAUUAAGUUAAGGGUAAUAUGGGAAAAACAUUCGUUCUUUUAACUCCCACCCUUCCCCUCCCACACAAAGGCAAUCAGUACAGUAAUGUACCUGAAUGUCAGUACAGAGAGUCUCCAGUUCAGUCGAGUUCAGUCAGGUUUGUGAUGUGCA